This is a messenger RNA of Ogataea parapolymorpha DL-1, 819 nucleotides long. RefSeq lists its product as uncharacterized. Gene Ontology annotation, biological process: L-cystine transport. Gene Ontology annotation, molecular function: L-cystine transmembrane transporter activity. Lineage: Eukaryota; Fungi; Ascomycota; Pichiomycetes; Pichiales; Pichiaceae. The record is from RefSeq and is a predicted model, not a curated record. The coding region runs from base 1 to 819 and encodes 272 amino acids. The transcript has a single exon. Gene Ontology annotation, cellular component: vacuolar membrane; fungal-type vacuole.
AUGAGAUUAAAAUCAGUACAAGGAAUAUCAAUUGACUUCAUGUUUUUUAACACUGCAGGUUUUACUCUAUAUUCCCUCUACACGGGAUUUCUGUGUUACAGUACUAAAAUCCAAUAUGAAUUUUAUCUUCGUCAUGAUAAGUAUCCAUUGAUUAAAUCUAACGAUUUCUUUUUUGGAAUUCAUGGGCUUCUCCUCAAUUUACUGCUUGUUAGUCAGGCUUAUAUUUGGGGAUUCAAGAAAAAUGAUAAUCAAGUCAUCUCCAGGAUAUGCAAGCUUGUAUAUGCUACCUUAGUUUUGUUCUCGGUGGGGUAUGGUUUAAUAAUUCAUUUUACUUACGGGAAGCGGUAUUGGAUUGAUCUUCUCACGUCGCUAGGCAUGGCCAAAAUUUUCAUGAGCGUGUGCAAGAACAUCCCACAGGCUGUUUACAAUUACAACCGGAAGUCAACACAUGGCUGGCCAAUUGAAAUGGUAUGGCUUGAUUUUGCUGGUGCAGUGUUCUCUUUUUCGCAGCUUUUCUUGGAUGCGUAUGUCGCCGGCGACGUAAGAAGCAUCUUCAACAACUUGCCAAAGUUCUUGUUGAGUAUAGAAGUUGCCUUGGCUGAUCUGGUAUUUUUUACCCAGCACUAUGUCUUAUACUAUCAGACGGACAACGAACGGUUUGGUCUAUCGAAAUCCUUUCAUACCUACAGCGCGAUAUUGGAGGAGGAUCAAAAUUUCUUGCAAGAACAUCAACACGAUCACGAUCAUGAACCUUUCCACAACAUUCACUGCACUGUAAGUCCAAUUGAUAAGGACGAACUUCAACGUCUUUUACCUUAA